AUGCGCAGUACGCCUCUCGAAAAUCGACCGCGACUUCCCCGCAUAGCCCUAAGCAAGCGGAAUCGGGCUGUCGUGAGGGCUCUGAACCCAAUGCUAGUGACCUAUUUGGAAGCCAGCCGAGACCUUUGCGAGACGAACUCAAUUCUUUUUGGCACUGCACUGGCAGUAUGCCGUAUUAUAGGCGCCAGACUUUCCACGGCUGGACGCGCUACUGGACAAAGUAGCGCUAUCCCAGCCCGGAGAAUAAGAAUUGAAGAACGUACCGUAAAGGCUAGGACCCUCAUCGGCAAACAGAUAUGCUUCAGGUCAGGCAAUAAGAAGCCAAGGAUUGUGCGCACCAUCAGGAUGGCAAUUGCUGGGACAAAUGUUAGUUUAUUCCAGCCGGAUAUAAUGCAAAAACUGACGGAGCGCAUUGACGACCUGAAGCAGAGAAUCGAUGCAUGGGGAACGCGGAUUCGGCGAUAUACCGAGAGGUCGACACGGUUCAACCAGAAUCGUCUCUUCCAGAGUGAUCAGAGGAGGCUCUAUAAAUCAUUGAAGCGAUCAAUGGUAAGUGGAACGGGUCCAGCACCAAAUCAGGCCGACAAUGUCGCAUUCUGGCGCGGCCUGUGGUCAGAGCCCGUAAACCACAGCGAGGACCCUUGGACGGAAGUCGUGGCGAGUCAGUGUGCGAGUAUUACGCACAUGGAUCCCGUCAUCAUAACGCCGGAUGACGUAGCUCAGGCGGUCCGUAGAGCCCCGAACUGGAAAAGUCCGGUACUCGACGGGCUGCAUCACUACUGGCUGAAGGGGUUCAUGGUGUGUCACGCUGUGCUCGCCCGUCAGUUUCAAGAGGCUCUUAACCAGAAGUUGCUUCCUAGCCUCUUCACUACUGGGAUCACUCAUUUGGUUCCUAUAGACCAGAUGCUUGAAACAGUGGUGUAG
Parnassius apollo (apollo) is the source of this 924-nucleotide messenger RNA. The record is from the annotation of a GenBank genome assembly. Lineage: Eukaryota; Metazoa; Arthropoda; Insecta; Lepidoptera; Papilionidae.